This is a messenger RNA of Betta splendens (Siamese fighting fish), 1749 nucleotides long. It is a transcript of the gene snx15, whose product is annotated as sorting nexin 15. The record is from RefSeq and is a predicted model, not a curated record. The coding region runs from base 111 to 1268 and encodes 385 amino acids. NCBI's taxonomy places the organism in Eukaryota, Metazoa, Chordata, Actinopteri, Anabantiformes, Osphronemidae. Gene Ontology annotation, molecular function: phosphatidylinositol binding. The transcript is spliced from 7 exons.
CGCAGGCGCAUUCGCCACGGAGCAGGAAGUGAGCGGAGACGGGACAACAGUAGCCGAGAAGCUGGUCCUGCUGAGAGCUGUAGCUUGUGUCUGACCCGUCGGGACCUGACAUGUCACGAAAACCAAAGGAGGAAUACUACCGGUUCUUCACCGUCACUGAGCCUCGCACUCAUGAGAAGGGUUACACGGAGUACAGAGUGACAGCAAGGUUCGUCUCCAAGCGACACCCGGAGGACGUGAAGGAGGUGGUGGUGUGGAGGAGGUUCUCAGAGCUGAAGAAGCUCCACGGGGAGCUGGCCUACACGCACAGGAACCUGUUCAGGCGCCAAGAGGAGUUUCCACCUUUUCCACGUGCACAAGUUUUUGGAAGGUUUGACGAGGCUGUGAUUGAGGAGAGGAGGAAGGCAUCAGAAGACAUGCUUCUGUUUACCACCAGUAUACCUGCACUCUACAACAGCCCGCAGCUCAAGGAUUUCUUCAGGGGUGGGGAGGUCACAAGACCUUUAGAUCCCACUUUGUCCUCUGUUGAGACGCUACCUCCUCCUCUCAUCCCCCUUCCUAAGCGAAGAGCCUCAGACUGUGAGCCUGCAGAGGAGGAGGAGGGAAGGGAGGCCCCUACUUUACCCCAGGACCUGGGCACUAAUCUGGGCCUCGAGGUGGGAGAACCUGAGGUGGCAGCUGAGGCUUUCAACGAGAUGGGAGGGCCUGUGGGAGAAAACGAUAAUGAGGAGCUUAGCGAUGCAGAGUUGGAUGACAAAGUCCCAUCUCCUGUCGGCUCACCAGUCAGAAACCACCAACAAUCCCAGGAAGAGUUUGAUUCACUAUUUGACUCAGUAGCAGAAGAGCACCUUCCCUCGCCAAAGGAAGAAGCUCCUCCUCCACUGUCGGAUAAUGACUUGGCUGUGUUUGAUCCCUGCUAUAAAGAAGACAGGUCCAAUUCCUCCAGCAACCAUUCAGAAUUGUUGUCACUGCCACUGCCAUCCAGUCUGGAUGAAGGCAACGUAGGCUACCUGAACCAAGCCUCGACUGAGCUAACGGCUGCAUUGGAGAUGGAAAAGGAGGGAGAAAUUAGUUCUGCCAUUCGAAGAUACAGGACAGCGGUGGAUAUUCUGAUCACAGGAGUACAGGGAGACCCAGACCCAGUGCGCAGGGAGUCUGUGAUGAGAAGGACGGCGCAGUACCUCGAGCACGCUAAGAUGCUGGUGGACGGGCACCCGUCACCCAAACACUCUCACACGCCCACACACACGAACGGCCAGGACCCGUAGACACACACGCACGCACGCACGCACGCACGCACGCACACACACACACACACACACACACACACACACACACACAGACACGCACGCACACACACACACACACACACACACACACACACACACACACGCACACACACAUACACACACACACAGACGCUCAGGGCUGUGACAUGAUACACAGUCACAUUUGGUAUAUGCUCACAACCUACAGAAAAAAAGCUCAUUGAGGUAAAAAGCACACACAUACUGCACUACACUGGAGACUGUUUGUGUUUGGUGACAAAAUCUGUGAUUUACAAAUUUAAAUGACCCCAAACCUUAAUGUGACUGGACAAUUGAGGUACUAAUGAACAAAUAAUAUUACAUCCCCACCUCUUAUUUUUUUAUUCUUAUGUUCCUCUUACUGUGUUCAAGUAAUGUAAUGUUUGUAAAUGGCAUUUUUGCACAAUGUUUGCUAAUAAAUGUGAUUGAAUUAAUUGUGUAA